Arachis stenosperma is the source of this 535-nucleotide messenger RNA. RefSeq names its product thiosulfate sulfurtransferase 16, chloroplastic-like. The record is from RefSeq and is a predicted model, not a curated record. The coding region runs from base 110 to 523 and encodes 137 amino acids. The transcript is spliced from 7 exons. NCBI's taxonomy places the organism in Eukaryota, Viridiplantae, Streptophyta, Magnoliopsida, Fabales, Fabaceae.
GUUUGGUGUGUCCACCGCUCGUUUUCAUGGCUCUCCUUCACUCACUCCCUCCCUCUCUCAACCUACUUUCAAAUGCAGAUGGUCGUUUAGGAAAACCGGGGGCUCCCCCAUGGCAAAUUACAACUUUUCAAACUUUUGCACAAAAACUAGUCCAAAUGAGAAUUUGGAGAGUAGAAAAGUUCCAACUUCGGUGUCCGUUGGCGUCGCGCAUGGCCUUCUUCAAGCCGGACAUCGCUAUUUGGAUGUCAGGACCAUUGAAGAGUUCAGUGCAGGUCACACUCCAGAUGCCAUUAACAUCCCUUACCUUCACAAAAUUGGAGAAGAUAUGACAAAAAACGCUGAUUUCAUUGAACAAGUCUCAUCCCAAUUCAGCAAACAUGACAAAAUCGUUGUUGGGUGCAAGAGCGGUAGGAGGUCUAAGAUGGCUGCUACAGACUUAUUAGAUGCUGGAUUUAGUGGAGUUAAAGAUGUGGCUGGUGGUUAUGAUGAUUGGACCCAAAAUGGACUUCCAACACAAAUAUAAAACGUCACAAAU